UUUCGGCUGAUUGGAGGAACAGUCUAGUCAAAGUAUGGUUCCUUUCUCUGCUUCUUGGUGUUUGUUUACAGGCUGGUCUGCAUGGGUUUGGGUUUGUUUGGCUGUGAUGUUGGAAACAACAUGGCUCCCAGCGGUCAGUGGUUUUAUUGGUCAGAUCGUCUCUGGAUGAAAUGACCGACUCCUCUUCCUCUCCUCCAGCCUCCGACGCUCCAUCGUCUUCCUCCUCGCCCAGCCCCGGCUUUGUGGACCUGGCCUUCACCGUGGAGCCCCAGGACACGGUAACGGUGCGGGGCGGGGCGCUGCGGCUGGACUGCCAGGCCCAGGCGGGCUCGGCGGCGGCGGGCCCCGUCUCCAUCACGUGGCGUAAAGACGGCGUCCUGCUGAGCGCGGUGGUGGACGAGCGGCGCCGGCAGCUGGACAACGGCACGCUGACGGUGCAGAACGUGGUGCACUCCCGGCACCACCGGCCCGACGAAGGGGAGUACCAAUGCCUCGCCACGCUGGACGGACUGGGGAGCAUCGUCAGCCGGACGGCCAAGGUCACAGUGGCCGGUCCGUUGAGGGUGGUCGUCCCGACCGAGUCGGUCUCGUCCUUCCUGGGCGAUACCGCCCUGCUGCGCUGCGAGGUCUCCGGCGACCCGAGGCCCGUCAUCCGCUGGCAGAAGAACCGGGAGGACCUGCCGCUCAGCUUCCAGCCCGAGUCCCGGCUGGCGGUUCUGCCGUCCGGGUCGCUGCAGGUGAGCCGGGUCCAGCCGCCGGACUCGGCGACGUACCGCUGCCUGGCCGACAACCCGGGCAGCACCAGGACCGGGACGGACGCCGAACUCCGAGUUCUGCCAGAGCCUGGGCUCAGCAGGAACCUGCAGUUCCUCCAGCGUCCGUCCCGAGUAACGGCCCUCCUGGGAACAGACGCUGUGCUGGAAUGUUCCGCCUCCGGAUAUCCGACUCCCAGCAUCCAGUGGCGGAGAGGAGAGGAAGUCAUCCAGAGCUGGAACAAGAAGUUCUCGCUGCUCGCAGGCAGCAACCUGAUCAUCAGAACCGUCACCGACGACGACUCCGGCGCCUACAGCUGCACGGCCGCCAACAAGAACCAGAACAUCACGGCGCAGGCAGAACUCAGCGUCCAAGGUGAGGCGAGCAGAACCAAAAGAACCACGAAUGAAAAGUUCUCCAACCGGGUCAACCAGAACCAAACGGCACCAACAGAACCGGGAUGA
This is a messenger RNA of Poecilia latipinna (sailfin molly), 1217 nucleotides long. RefSeq names its product netrin receptor DCC-like. Gene Ontology annotation, biological process: synapse organization; homophilic cell-cell adhesion. Gene Ontology annotation, molecular function: axon guidance receptor activity. The transcript has 4 exons. The record is from RefSeq and is a predicted model, not a curated record. NCBI's taxonomy places the organism in Eukaryota, Metazoa, Chordata, Actinopteri, Cyprinodontiformes, Poeciliidae. Gene Ontology annotation, cellular component: neuronal cell body; axon; plasma membrane. Bases 171 to 1217 code for a protein of 348 amino acids.